Messenger RNA from Solenopsis invicta (red fire ant), 414 nucleotides. Its product is annotated as pre-mRNA-splicing factor CWC22 homolog. The record is from RefSeq and is a predicted model, not a curated record. The transcript has a single exon. Gene Ontology annotation, molecular function: RNA binding. Gene Ontology annotation, cellular component: catalytic step 2 spliceosome. The coding region runs from base 1 to 414 and encodes 137 amino acids. Gene Ontology annotation, biological process: mRNA splicing, via spliceosome. NCBI's taxonomy places the organism in Eukaryota, Metazoa, Arthropoda, Insecta, Hymenoptera, Formicidae.
AUGAAAAUUAGAGGGUUUUCGCGAAGAGGUAUCGAGGCUAUCUUUGAAAUGCUGAGGAAUAUACUGCACGCGGGACAAUUAGACAAGCGAGUCCAGUAUAUGAUAGAAGUUAUAUUCCAGAUCAGGAAAGAUGGAUUUAAAGAUCACGAGGCCGUGCCAGAGGAACUGGAUCUUGUGGAGGAGGAAAAUCAAAUAACACAUUUGAUAAAAUUAGACGACGAAAUAAACGCGCAAGAUAUAUUAAACGUGUUCAAGUUCGACACUAUCUUGCCACCGAAGAGAAAUAUAAACAACUGUGUAAAGAAAUUCUUGGCUCGGACGUCGAUGACUCGGAAGGCGACGAUGAGGAUGGAGAAGAGGAGAGCUCGGACGAGGAAAGUGGCAUGGAACAAACCGAGGAAAAGGAAGGAGUGA